This is a messenger RNA of Babesia microti strain RI, 552 nucleotides long. RefSeq lists its product as hypothetical. The coding region runs from base 1 to 552 and encodes 183 amino acids. The transcript has 2 exons. Lineage: Eukaryota; Apicomplexa; Aconoidasida; Piroplasmida; Babesiidae. The record is from RefSeq and is a predicted model, not a curated record.
AUGUCGUACGGAUGGCUUUCAGAGACAACGCUUACGUUAAAGAAGCCUAAGGUCAUUAAGAUUUCUGAUAAGUCAAACGAACCGCUACGUAACAUCAUUAAAGAACACCUAACAACUUCAAAGGAUAAAUCUAACAAUAUAAAUGGUCCGAAAUAUCCAGAGCCCAACGAUAUAAUCACAAAAUCUAAGUCGAACAAAAAAAUCACUCCAAAAAUAGACUUAAACAAGGGAGUUGAGGAAAGGGAUAAGAAGGACAGGGAAUUAAAACGUGAAAGAGGCUACAAACGCGUAUUGGCCAAAAAGGUUGAGAUAUACGAGAAACUAAAAUCUGGUGAUUGCAUUGAUGACAAGGAUGCUCUAAAAAUUGCAAACAAUAGUCUGGUAGAUUUUAAGAAAAAACGUGUUAUGAGCCUGGACCCAGAACCACUGCUCAGUGGUGGGGCACCACCAUGUACGUAUGCCACGCCUAAUGUAAUAACCGCCCCAAAGUCGAACCUAAACGAACUCCGUUCCAAACUAGCUAAAAUUAAACAAUCAAAACAAUUUUCAUGA